GGGUGGGGGGAGGGGUUAGUGUGCUGUAGUGUUUAGAUCAGGUAUCUGGAGUUGAGACCUGCAUUCUAGUCCCAUCUCUGCCACAGAUUUGCCAGGUGAUGUUGAGCAAAUAGCUCAACCUCUCUGUCUCAGCUUUCCUGUCUGUAUAAUAAUUCCUACCCACCUUUGAAAAAUGCUGUGACAGCGUUGAAUGAAAGGCUGCGUGGAAGACUAAAGUCUUGUUGUUGUUAAUGAACCAUGUAGGAAACUAUUUCAUAUCCUGAUGGAUAUCAGCCAGGUCUUAAACAAUGAGAACCCAACUCCCACCUCUCCUGCUCCAAACACCAUUCCAUUCAGGUUUUUUUUCAAGAGUCUGUUCAUUGGUACUGCCUGUCAAGCUGGAGCUUGUCUCUUUAAGAAAGUGUAGCACAGUAGCAGAGGAAGGCCCUGCCUCCUAAAGCUUGUAGCACUGUAGCUGGGCUGUGGAAUGGGAAACAGUUCUUGAUCUUUAUCCGAAUACAGUGUACACACACACACACGCAACCACCCCAUCUGCAGCUCACGCAGUAACAUCCAGCGUGGAGAUCAGUACUCCUGCCUGGCUCUCUGACACAGGAUGGACGUUCCUGAGCACUGAGCUCAGCUGCUGUAAAAAGCAAGUAGGAAAACAUACAGCUGGAUAAAAUUGAUCAUGAUCAGUAGAUAGCAUCUCACACCAUGACCAUGGCUCCCCGGAAAAGGAAUCGUCAUGCUUUUGGGUUUCUUUGCUGCUUCGGGGGAAGCGACCUCCCUGAAAUCAACCUCAAAGAUAAUAACCCCCUCCAGUUCCUGGAGUUCUCUGUCCCAAUCCCACCAGCGGAGGAGCUCAAUGCUAGGUUCUCCGAACUUGUGGAUGAACUGGAUCUCACAGAUAAGAACAGAGAGGCUAUGUUUGCACUCCCGCCAGAGAAGAAGUGGCAGAUUUACUGCAGCAAAAAGAAGGAACAAGAAGACCCUAAUAAGCUUGCUACCAGCUGGCCGGAUUACUAUAUUGAUCGCAUCAACUCCAUGGCUGCAAUGCAGACCCUGUAUGCUUUUGAUGAAGAAGAAACAGAAAUGAGGAAUAAAAUAGUUGAAGACUUGAAAACAGCUCUGCGGACUCAACCCAUGAGGUUUGUGACCAGGUUUAUUGAGCUGGAUGGCCUGACCUGUUUGUUGAACUUCCUGAAGAGCAUGGACUAUGAGACCUCAGAGAGCCGCAUACACACAUCCGUUAUAGGGUGUAUUAAGGCACUGAUGAACAAUUCCCAGGGACGAGCACAUGUCCUGGCCCAUCCAGAAAGUAUCAAUAUCAUCUCCCAGAGCUUACGGACUGAGAACAUCAAGACCAAGAUCGCUGUGCUGGAGAUCCUCGGGGCUGUCUGCCUGGUGCCGGAUGGCCAUAAGAAGGUCCUACAGGCCAUGCUUCACUACCAGGUCUAUGCUGCAGAAAGGACAAGAUUCCAGACAUUGCUGAAUGAGCUAGACCGAAGCAUGGGGCGCUAUCGGGACGAGGUGAAUCUCAAAACGGCCAUCAUGUCCUUUAUCAAUGCUGUUCUGAACGCUGGCGCAGGCGAGGACAAUUUGGAAUUCCGAUUGCACCUGCGAUAUGAGUUUCUGAUGCUGGGAAUUCAACCUGUUAUUGACAAGCUAAGAGGACAUGAAAAUGCAACAUUAGACAGGCACUUAGAUUUCUUUGAGAUGGUGAGAAAUGAGGAUGAUCUGGAACUUGCCAAGCGGUUUGAUGUGAUUCACAUUGAUACAAAAAGUGCCUCUCAGAUGUUCGAGAUGAUCAAGAAGAGAUUGAAGCACACGGACGCCUAUCCCUAUUUGCUAUCAGUCCUUCAGCAUUGCUUGCAGAUGCCUUAUAAGCGGAAUGGAGGACAUUUCCAGCAGUGGCAGCUGUUAGACCGGAUACUACAACAAAUCGUUCUUCAGGAUGAGAGAGGGGAUGAUCCAGAUAUAGCUCCACUGGACAACUUCAAUGUCAAAAACAUCAUUAAGAUGCUGGUGAAUGAGAACGAAGUGAAACAGUGGAGGGAUCAGGCGGAGAAAUUCAGAAAAGAACACGCAGAGCUGUUGAGCAGACUGGAAAAGAAGGAAAGAGAAUGUGAGAUAAAGACCCAAGAGAAAGAUGAAAUGAUGAAGACAUUGAACAAGAUGAAGGACAAGCUGCAGAAAGAAUCCUUGGAACUGCGCCAGACCCGGGACCAAAUGACAGACCUGGUAGCUCAAUUCAAUGAGUUCUCGCAAGGAGGUGGCAUUUCCUUCCCACCCCCUCCCCCACCCCCUCCUGGUGGCCCAUUAGCUUUGCCCUCCUCUUUGAUGAUGGAGUGUUUGCCCCCGCUGCCACCCCCACUCCCAUUCUCCAGCAGCCCCCCUCCACCUGCUCCGCCACCUCCACCGGGAGGGCCACCUCCCCCACCUGGAGCCCCUCCUUUCUUCAGCCUGGGGAUGAUGCCCCCUCCCACAACCACCUUCAGCAGCAGCGGGACCAGCCUGCGGAAGAAAUCUAUCCCACAGCCUUCUCACCCACUGAAAUCCUUCAACUGGGCCAAACUGAACGAGGAGAAGAUCCAUGGCACAAUCUGGCAUGAAAUUGAUGACUUAAAGGCUUUCAGGGUGCUGGAUCUGGAGGAUUUUGAAAAAAUGUUCUCUGCUUAUCAAAGACACCAGGACCUGCUAACUAACCCCUCCUCCUGUAAGCAGAAAGAGAUGGGCUCAACUGAGGACCUAUACUUGUCCACACGGAAGGUUAAAGAGCUUUCUGUUAUUGAUGGCCGAAGGGCUCAGAAUUGCGUCAUUCUCCUCUCCAAGUUGAAGCUGUCCAAUGAUGAAAUCAAACGGGCGAUCUUGAAGAUGGAUGAACAAGAAGACCUGGCCAAAGAUAUGCUGGAGCAGCUGUUGAAGUUUGUUCCUGAGAAGAGUGAUAUCGACCUGCUGGAGGAACAUAAACACGAAAUUGACCGCAUGGCCCGGGCUGAUCGAUUCCUUUAUGAAAUGAGCAGGAUCGAUCAUUACCAGCAGCGGCUGCAGGCGUUAUUCUUUAAGAAGAAGCUCCCAGAGAGGCUGGCAGAAUGCAAGCCUAAAGUGGAAGCCAUUCUUCUGGCCUCCAAAGAGCUCACCCGCAGCAAGCGCUUGAAGCAGCUCUUGGAGGUUGUCCUGGCCUUUGGCAAUUACAUGAACAAGGGCCAAAGGGGAAAUGCGUAUGGCUUCAAAGUCUCCAGCCUGAACAAAAUUGCAGACACCAAAUCCAGCAUAGACAGGAAUAUUACACUGUUGCACUACUUAAUUAUGAUCUUUGAGAAGAAGUACACAGAUAUCUUAGACAUGCAGUCUGAGCUGCAGCAUCUUCCGGAAGCAGCAAAAGUCAAUCUGAUGGAGCUGGAGAAGGAAGUUAACAACAUAAAGACUGGAUUGAAAGCUGUUGAGGUUGAACUGGACUAUCAGAAGAGACGCAUGCGGGAAGCAGGGGACAGGUUUGUGCCUGUCAUGAGUGACUUCAUCACUGUGGCCAGUUUCAGCUUCUCGGAGCUAGAAGACCUUCUGAAUGAGGCUAGGGACAAGUAUGCCAAGGCACUGAAGCAUUUUGGAGAGAACGAGGGCAAGAUGCAGCCAGAUGAAUUUUUUGGCAUCUUCGACACCUUCCUGCAGUCAUUCACAGAGGCCAAGCAAGAUCUGGAGAAUAUGAGGAAGAAGAAAGAGGAGGAGGAGCGCAGGGCACGCAUGGAGGCCAUGCUGAAAGAGCAGAGGGAGAAAGAGAGGCGACAAAAGAAAGCAAAGGUCGGCAGCAUCUCCGAGGAGAGUGGGGAGUUCGACGACCUGGUGUCAGCCCUCAGGUCGGGCGAGGUCUUUGACAAAGACUUAUCCAAGCUCAAGCGCAACCGUAAGCGUUCGGGGAACCAAGGCUUGGAGACGAGUCGGGAGCGGGCGGUGACCAAACUAAAUUAUUAACGACAAAAGGAAGGAGGGGACGUUAAAAGAAAAAAAACCCAACCCAAAGAAGAUGAUGACAAAGAACAAAUGAAGAAAGAUGAAUGUGUGUGACAGCAAUUGGCUGAUGGGUGCCCCCAAGGGCUCACCCAGCCCAUAGCUGGAGACGUUACCUUUUCAUGACCAACUUUCCGCCCCUCCCCCAUGCGCCUAAUGUGGAAUGGCUGUAAAAGUGCCUCUGUGGAGCCAGCAGGGUUUGUGACUGGGCCAUUUGGAACAUUGGCCGAUUUGCUUCUGGGAAUCUUGUCUCCAAGCUCAGCAAAGGCCCAUUGAUGACAAGAGGAAGCACUUGGGUCUUGUGGACCACUCAGCAGCUGGGGGAAGAUCGUUCGCUGUGUGCCAAAGUACAAACAAGUAGUGUUCUCCGUCUGUUGAGACUAAGCAAGACCAUUACAUCUCAGGCUGGCUCUGAACACACCUGAUGCUUUCUCGAGAUCUAGAGCAGCCUUCAGGAGUUUUCCACAGAGUUCCUUUCCAGAACUUGGUUUACAAAGAGUUAUUGACUAAACCUGAAAAAUGCUUUUGAUCUCAUGUACUGUGUAUUUUUAUUUGUGCUUUUUGUGGCCUCUAAUAGCCAAAGCAAAUGACGCUCAGAGGGGAAGGACGGGGUUUGGAAAUGAGAUGGAGUCCUGGCUUGAAAUCCAAUAGUCAGAACUGAUGAAACCAUUUAUAAAACUUUUUUUGAAAUUUUUUAAAGCCGUUUUCUGGAACCUGUUGAAGCUUCUAGGGAUGUUCUAGAACCGGAAAAGUUGGGAGAGAGUGAAAUACAUGUUCUAGAAUGGGUGCUCUGCAUUGGAGUCUAGAAAAUGAACCCACAGCUGAUCGGGGCCAGAUCCAGAUGCCCUUAGAGCCUACUGCCAUUGCCCAAGUAGCCUCCCAGUGCUGAUAAUUUCAUACUGCUUUUGCAUCAUUUUGUUAGCGCAACCCAAUGGAAAUUGGGAACUGUAUGGGAUCAUCACAAGGUCCUAAAUAAAGACAACUUUAUUGGAACGAACUAGAGUUUGCAUCGAAGUUGUCUUCUCAGCCAACCCCUGCGGGAACCAUAGAACAUCAUACUAUGUGAAGGACAGCCACGUAAAAGACAGGGUCUUUUCCACUUCUAAGGUGUUGCUCGCAAUGAAGGUGCCAUAAACAAGACAGGAAUUAAUCAAGAGGACACAGAUCUGAAUGGGUUGAGGGCUUUGAAAAUUAGUUAAUUAAUAGGAAUUUUUUUAUUAAAAAAUAAAAAUGUAAAGCACACAGCCAAAAACAAACAAGCCAACAAGAAAGACACUGACUAUUUUGUUGCUAUUUCUGAUCACCUUCACGACUCUAGUAAUGAGACUAGCUUAUGCAGGUUGUCACGGUUUCUUUUGUCUUGUCUUCCUUAAGUGAGCUUUUUGGUUAUCUUCCCACGGAGAGAAAAAGGAGGAGGAAGAAAGGAGCGUUCUGGAUGUGAUAUUCGAUGAGAGAAAGAGACCCAUCGUCUGCAAAAUAUGCAUUAAAAAACAAACAGCAGGAAAUCUCGGUUUGGAGGAAGUCAGAAAAGCUCAGUUUGUCACUUUAAUUGCUUGGCUUUAUUUUUCUCCAAAUGUCACUUAAUCUCAGGCUCAGCAUUGAGUCUGCAGGACAAAACUCCAUGCCCCAGGCACACUGCCUAAUCAGUAUUAUAUUCAGACAACAUCGGGGAAACGCACUGUGGAGGUUCUCUGAACUUUGGAAGGUUAAAUAAUUAUGUAAACUAUGGAGAUAAGAAAAAAAAAGUUAAAAACUGUAAUGUUGUUUACUGUAUUUUGAGUCUCCCUCCCUAGAAUUUCCCUAUUGACGACAUUCCAGACCACUGCACCUCUGCAGAAUACUCAUGGUGAAGAGCUGGUAUCUUACAAGAGCUGCGUGCAUUCUCCUUCAGUAUUAUUCCCUUCCCCCUCGGGGAUUAGCAGUUAACAGAAAUGUCCAUUGUGGCAGACACAGGCACCUUUUAGGAGAGAGAUUUUGUAUUUUCAUACCAGGUUUUGAAAGUUUAAGAAAAAAACUCACGUUUUUAAGCAAUUUUUUAAAAACUCCAAAAUAGAUUUUUAAAAAAAUCUUUUCUGUAAAUUAUAUUCACAAGCUCCUUGCUGCCCCCUAUCAGAUCAGUGCUCUAUUCCAAUACUAUUUUUGGUGGCCGAUGGGUCACUAUUUUUUUAAAGCAUGCCAUAUAACCCACUCUGUGAGAGCCAUAUGAGAACGUAAUACAUGCCAAAUUGGUGUACAAUUGAGUUUAGUUUUUGGUAGUCUCCAAAUUCCAAGUGUGAGAUUUUUAAGGAUUAUAAAUAUCAGGAUUUUUUAACCUGUUUUAUCUUCCCCGGUUUUAGUGCUCACCCACUAAUUCAUAAGCCCUAGCUUAUCACUAGUAGCAAGCCCUCUGUGCCCAGCUAUCGUCCACCCUUUUAACUGUGGGCCGCACUGUGGACUUAGAUUACUGUGACUGAAAAGCCUACAGGAGCCCCUAUACACCUUCUAGAUCUACUCCAGCUCUAUUUCUCACCAUCAGGUGUUUGAGUCUCUGAUGCUUUUUCGCUUGAGUCUCUGACGCUGGAUCAAGGCUGCUUUCUCCAUCUUAAGGAGCCUUUAGCGCGUUCCCCUUCUCUUAUCGCCUGCCCCAUAGCAAAAUGCUCUUGGGAGGAGGAGGCCCUUGGUGAGGGCUUGGACACACUUGCUUUGAAUCCUGAAGGUGGGCAGCAUUUCCUACCACUGACAGGUGGCAACAGGGAGAAAGGCCUGUUAACAUGUUUUCAUGGUAUGAGAAGUGUCUGGCCAUUUGGGAUGGGAGGAACAGCUGGCUCUGCCCUGGAACCCGCCUUCAUGCUGGGACCACGUUCCAUCUUGAUUUUAGACCUAGGGGUGCUGUGACUCAGUGCAACGCCCUUGUGCUGUUCAAACACAGCUCUCUGGAGAGCCACUAAGUGGCUAAGGAAGGAAAAUGAAGGUUGUGCUGCCCUGCCUAGUCUUUGUUCUCAAGUGAAUGAGUUUGUAUUAGCAGGGGGCCCCACAAGGCGCAGGAUACGGGCUGUGAUCACUGACACAGUGACUGGUGCUCGCUGUGAGACCGUAAGAACCCGCAGGAGCUCCAUUCUGGGGUUUUGGUUGGUUGGUGUUUUCUCCCUUGGCUGCAUCCAGAAGCCAGCAUUUCCCAAGAUUUGAAAUAAAAUGUCCAUUUCGCUGGAACAAGAGGAUACGAGUGUUGGGAUUGAAGGGCGGGGGAGAGAGAACAGUUAAAUGAAGGGGCUCAGUAUGCAGUGCUCUCCCAAUUUCCCAUCUUCCCCAAUCCCUGGGAUCUGCUCCCCGAUCUGAGACUUGCCCUGCAAUGUCAUAGGGGCUCUGUUGCUUUUCCACCACCCCUGUGCUGCUCUGCAUCUUGGCUCAGCCCAGCCCUGCAGCAUCCCAGGAGCUUUCCCAUCUCCACCUGCUCUGGUCCUAGCUCAGCCCUGCCAGUCCACACUAGCGCUCCUGCCAUUGCAAGCACCAGUGGAGCUGGACCAAGCUACAGCUGUGGAAAUGUUUCCCUGAAACAGUCAGGGUAGGUGCAGCCUCAGUGUUUCCCUUGUGGGAACCCAAUGGCAUGUUCACCUUGAGGGGAUCAGCUGCAAUCACAGAGAGUCCUGCACAUCUGUGAACCUGCCCUUCAUCUCACAGCUCCCGGACUUGCUGCUAGAGCCAAAAUCUUCUCUGCCACUGCCUUGGGAACCCCCAAGUGCCUCACUGCUGUCCAGGCCUUGCUCCACCCCACUCUGAUACCUCCAUGAUCCUUCUUGACAGGAAUGUUUGUAGUGUGCAGCUGGCCCUUUUGGCUCGUUGUGGAUGGAAGGAAAAUGGGGAACCGGCGUGGAUACGGACCUUCCUGUCUUCUACCAUUCCAGUCAGCCUCCUACAGGAGCUGCUCACACAAAGCCCUGGGGUAGCAUGUUGGCAGGCGGAAAGCAGCAGCCCACAGGAGGGCAGCUUUAAGUACGCCUCUUUCAUAGCUUAAUCGAGGCACCUCCUGAAGCCUUCCUAGCAGCUCUUUCAGAGUACUUAAACCCUAUGCCAGCAAGAAGGAGUCAGCCACUUUCCCAAAGACCGUCCUGCCAGCCCCAGGGGGAUGCUGACAGUGGGCCUGCUAUGUACCAGCAAAUCCCAGGGAAGGGAAGGCCAUGGGAGACAGAACAGGAAGGCCAGGGCAUGUGCAAGGUGAAGACGACACGCUCGCAGGAGAACCUGUCUGGGGCAGCUGCCAGUAGAGCUGGGAUUUGGUUAAUUCCAGAAUCAUACUGGUGCAAACCUUGGCAGAGGUCUCAGGCAGUGAGAAGUCGUUCUCCCCUGCUCCCGGCCAGGGAGCCGGGUUACAGUGGUACAACGUAGCUUCAACCUCUUCUGCAGUGGGGCAGCUGUAAGGGGCCAGCCUGGCCCCAAAAGUGGAUAGGCUGAACAGACAGAGGUGUGUGUUGAUUGAGCACCCUCCUCAGCUCUUUCCACCAGCCAGCUCCUCUGGAUCCGUGGCAGAGUUUUUAGCCCCACUGAAGGUAACGUUGCCUGUCCUCCCUUGAGCCAAGUCCCUCCCCUGGAGUCUCACUGCUACAGAAGAGUGUAUUUUCUAUCUCCUUAAAUCUGGCCCCCAGGGUCCAAGUAUACCCUUAAUUACCGCUGUGCAAUCCCCUUAUUGUUAAGAGGGUUGCUCCAGGUGGCCACAGAAAAGUUAUUAGCACAAGUACUUAGUCAAGUCCCUCCCUGGCUGUCUCUUUGGUCUGGGUCACACUUCUGAAUCAGUCACUUUUCCAGAGACCAGGACAAUUGACCUCAAAGCAGCCCCACAACAUGGUAGCAAAAAGGCCAGUCCACAUUCUGCAGCUGACUGAAAAUCCAGGCAUCAAAUCCACCCCUGCAGCCUCAGUGGCCGCAGCAGGACUAGUGCUUAGUGGCUAGAGACUUCCCAAGGGGAAGAUGGCUUGGGUGUUCUUCAGAAGCAUUUCUGUAACGUGCUUGUGGUGUCCGAGGAAGGGAGAGAGGUUGUGAGGGGCUGGGUGGGCAUUUCUGUGAGGGUCAGCCUCUUUGGAGGAAUGUUUCCUCUCCUCAGGGACACUCUGAGCUGGGUUGUGGAGGGAGAGGCAUGUGUCCGAAGUGUCCUUGAGGGGAAUGGAGACAGGUUGUACAGUUCAUGAUGUACAUGAUGUAUGCAGUUUUGUUUCUGGGUAUUUUUUUUAUUUUGGUUAAAUGUUUUUAAAAAGAAUUAAGGUUUUUAGGAAGCUCUAGGGGGAAGCUGUAAAUCUGACACCUCUAUUUAUUUUUGCCUUAUUCUAGUUUGCUAUGUUUGCAUGUAUGCACCGCACUACAGCAAAGACUAUUGAGACUGUGCCAGGGCAUUACACCAGCUAGCCGGUCUGCUUGGCAAUUCUGGGCUGGGCUGCGUGUCAUCAGUUGGGUGGGGGAAGGAAGGAGAAAGGGAGUGUUCCCUGUGGUUUUGAAACCCCAUUGGCCCAUGCCUCCCUGAAAGCAGUGAGCUGGCCCCAACACUAUCGAACCCAAAGAGCUUUUUCUUUUAGACCAAUUACAGAUCUGUUGCUUUUGCACAUUGUGAUUUUAUUUUAUUCCAAUCCCGAGCAGUGGGCCAAAAGGUAUGAGCACUCUCCUCAAACUCCGCCCACAAUCCCCAGUUUUGCCCAUCAUCCCAGUGGAGCUGGAUGUUUCUACAAAAGUGCUUAACACAGAACACUGUUGUCCUUUAAAUUCUCAUAAUUAGGCUUCAGAGUUAACAGGUUGCUGAACCAAACUGACACAGUCCUCACCACUCUGAGCUAUCAUUCCUUUCUGGCUGCUGUCUCUUAGAGACAGCACGUGGCUUUUUUUUUUACACAUUGGGAAGAUUUUCUUUACAACUGUAAGGGUUAGAUUUUUUGUUUGUUUUUUAAUAGAAGUUUAAAUCCUGCACGUACAUCUUCCAUGGAUCGGCUCCACCCAACUACUGAUCCCAGUGGGCAGUUUAAUUAAGGCUACUUAAUCCUUAUGGGAUUUAUGGCAAAAACGAAGCUGUCCAAAUUUUGCUUAACAUAGCACCUGUGAACUCAUAUGGCUACAUGUGUAUGCCAGCACAGAAUGGGGCUAUGGGUUCUCCAGUGGUGGUGUCCUUAAGAUACUUCAGAGAGUCAUAAAGCCCUUUACCAUGUUGUUCUCAUUCUUGGAGGAACACUCUAUAGAUCUUUAAGGCCAGAUUCUUCUGUUAGCAGUAUAAAUCCAGAUCAGCUCUGGUGUGGUCAGGUCAGUCUGCCCUGGAUUUACACCAGUAUAACUGGGAGCAGCACCUGACUCCAUUAGUUUCCUUUUGUGCUGCCUACAGCAUGUUCCACAAAUUCCACACAGUACAUUGUUAGAAGGGCUUAUCACUAGUAGCAAGCCCUCCGUGCCCAGCUAUCGUCCACCCGUCUAACUACCAUCUGGAAA
This is a messenger RNA of Chelonia mydas (Green sea turtle), 10422 nucleotides long. RefSeq names its product dishevelled associated activator of morphogenesis 2 (gene DAAM2). Bases 697 to 3951 code for a protein of 1084 amino acids. NCBI's taxonomy places the organism in Eukaryota, Metazoa, Chordata, Testudines, Cheloniidae. The transcript is spliced from 26 exons. The record is from RefSeq and is a predicted model, not a curated record. Gene Ontology annotation, molecular function: small GTPase binding; actin binding. Gene Ontology annotation, biological process: positive regulation of canonical Wnt signaling pathway; regulation of non-canonical Wnt signaling pathway; actin cytoskeleton organization.